Messenger RNA from Penicillium concentricum, 3198 nucleotides. RefSeq names its product beta-glucosidase. NCBI's taxonomy places the organism in Eukaryota, Fungi, Ascomycota, Eurotiomycetes, Eurotiales, Aspergillaceae. The record is from RefSeq and is a predicted model, not a curated record. The transcript is spliced from 3 exons. Gene Ontology annotation, biological process: glucan catabolic process. Gene Ontology annotation, molecular function: beta-glucosidase activity. Bases 1 to 3198 code for a protein of 1065 amino acids.
AUGGCUUCCCCACGUGCCAAGGCCGGAGCCUCGCGCUCGGUCAAAUCCUCCAACCCUCCUACGCGUCGCGGCUACACGUCACUACAGAAUCCACCGGUCGAACAUUCAACGUCAGAGAGCAGUUGGGGACAAAAUGAUGGCCUUGACACUCCUUCGAGUGGAGAUGAAUCCUCUGAGCAGGCCUAUAUAAAACUUCGACCUUUGAAACACGGCAGAGCUCGAGAUGCACGACCCUCGAGCUCCAAAACAAAUGGCCCGACCCCCACUCCCAUUGAUGUCCCCGACGAUGAGCGUGACAUUUCAAAGCGCAUAAAAGAUCUUCUUGAGGCGGAUCGAACCGUGCUGUCGCAUUCAUUCGCUACAGAUUUAGAGGAAGGACACUCGGACAGAGACUCUCUGCUUCUCAGUGAUCGAUACAGUGACGACUAUGGCGUCCCACCUGAUAAGGGCUUGCUUUUGAAAGAUAGGGAGGGUGAAGAUGGGGAGAAAAACUUCGACUGGAGGUCGUUAUUCCGUCUGCACUCGUGGUGGAAUGUUGCGGGCAUGUUGACAAUCGCGAUCCUGGUGGUAUGGUUGUCGAUCAGGGGUCUACCCUGGUCAUCUGCCAGUGCCGCCAUUGGUGAAUUUCAAACUGUCCCCUGGUACCCUACUCCCCUCGGUGGAACAAGCGAGCGAUGGAAGGACAGUUACAUCAAGGCACAAGAAAUGGUGAGAAAAAUGACCCUCGCCGAAAAGGUGAACGUCACUACUGGAACAGGCUGGCAAAUGGGUCUCUGUGUUGGAAAUACGGGACCUGCCGAACUCGUCAAAUUCCCUUCCCUUUGCCUACAAGACGGCCCACUCGGCCUCAGAUUUGCGCAAAACAUUACAGCUUUCCCCGCAGGGAUCACUACGGGCGCGACAUGGAACCGCGAGCUUAUGAAAAUGCGAGGCUUGGCUCUAGGAAACGAAGCGCGGCUGAAAGGCGUGAAUAUCAUCCUUGGUCCAUCCAUGGGACCGCUCGGCAUGAUGCCUGCCGGUGGGCGUAAUUGGGAGGCAUUUGGUUCAGAUCCAGUUUUGCAAGGCGUGGCUGCGGCAGAAACCAUUCGCGGUAUCCAGCAGAACGGAGUCAUGGCCACGGCGAAACACUUUAUUGGAAAUGAACAAGAACACUUCCGUCAGGCAUUAGAAUGGGGUACUCCAACUGCAUUGUCGUCGAAUAUUGAUGAUCGCGCAUUGCACGAGGUCUUUGCCUGGCCCUUCGCUGAGAGUGUACGUGCCGACGUGGCUAGCGUCAUGUGCUCCUACCAAAUGGUCAACAACAGCUAUGCUUGCGAGAAUAGUAAGCUCAUCAAUGGAAUUCUGAAAGAUGAGAUGGGGUUCCAAGGGUUCGUGCAGUCAGACUGGCUGGCUCAGCGUUCAGGCGUUCACAGCGCCAUCGCGGGCCUGGAUAUGAGCAUGCCCGGUGACGGCCUCAGUUGGGCCGACGGUAUCCCUGUCUGGGGGACUGAAUUGACUCGGGCAGCAUUGAACACAUCUGUCCCUAUGGCGCGCCUGAACGAUAUGGUUACUCGCAUCGUGGCCGCCUGGUACCAUUCCGGACAGGACUCAUGGGAACCUCCUGCUCCUGAGGGCGACGGUGGGCCGAACUUCUCGUCCUGGACGAAGGAGCGAGUUGGACAUUUGCACGAAGGCUCACCGGAUAAUGAUGCAACCGGCGUGGUCAACAAAUUUGUCGACGCACAGGGAACAGCCGAUCACGCUCAUUCCAUUGUUGCUCGCCAGAUCGCUGCAGAAGGCACUGUGCUUUUGAAAAACAUCAAUAAUACCCUUCCACUCUCGCGGAAAAAUCCCACACCCAAUGGCAAGCACCGGGUCGGUGUAUACGGCGAAGACGCUGGCCCCGGCCAAGGACCAAACUCUUGUGUUGACCGAGGAUGUAAUCAAGGAACCUUGGCAUCUGGUUGGGGUAGUGGAGCUGUAGACUUCCCAUACUUGGUCAGUCCAUGGGAAGCACUGCAGCAUGCGUGGUCGAAAGACUCUGUCGACGUUAAAGCCUACUUGACGAACAAUGUUGCACCCCAAGACCUCACAGAGCAGGAUCUCUGUCUGGUCUUUGUGAACGCAGAUGGCGGCGAAGGGUUUAUCCGCAGUGGUGAGAUUGAUGCAGACCGAAAUGACCUGUUCCUACAAAAGAACGGCACUCAAUUGGUGGAGGGUGUAGCCCAGCACUGCGGCGGUGGCCAAGGCAAAACAGUCGUAAUUGUACACUCUAUUGGCCCCGUCGUGAUGGAGUCUUGGAUUGACCUUCCUGGUGUACACGGUGUACUGUAUGCCAAUCUACCCGGGCAAGAAAGCGGGAAUGCGUUGGUGGACGUUCUAUUUGGAGAUGUAGACGCCAGUGGACGACUGCCAUACACGAUCGGACGAAGCCUAGAAGACUACGGCCCAGGGGCACAAGUCCUGUACGAGCAUCCAGACUCAUCCGUUCCCCAAGUCGACCUGGAUCAGGGCCUGUAUAUCGAUUACCGUUAUUUCGACAAAUUCAACAUCACUCCUCGGUUCGAGUUUGGCUUCGGCCUGUCAUACACAACCUUUGACUACACUGCCCUAAGCAUUGAAAAACUGCAGAAGAAGUCGCAGUGGCCUUCCAAACGGCCCGCAAACGAAGUCGAACCUCCUGCAUACGAUAACAAACAGGACAACCCCGCCAACAAUUUAUUCCCUCCAGGUUUCCGUGCACUCCGCAAAUACAUCUAUCCUUAUCUCACCACCCUGGAAGGAACCGAGCCUGGCCCAUACCCAUACCCGGAAGGAUAUACCAAAUCUCAGAACCCAUCUGCCGCAGGCGGCGGACCAGGAGGGAAUCCAUCCCUCUACGAGCCCAUACUCGAGGCCACCAUCGAAGUGACAAACACCGGCACGCGCACAGGACAAGAUGUGAUACAGGUAUAUGUUUCCUUCCCUGACGAUGUUGCCGAGCACCGUGGACUGGGCUGGUCCCGUGAGUCAAUUGAGUUCCCUGAGCGUGUCCUACGGAAUUUUUCGAAAGUCCUCCUGCAACCAGGUGAGACUAAAAAUGUCAAGAUGACGUUGACCCGGAAGGACCUCAGCUAUUGGAGUGUUCGCGCGCAGAACUGGGUGCUGCCUAUAGAAGGCAAAUUCCGUAUCUGGGCGGGGCGGAGCUCUAGGGAUUUACCCCUGGUGGUCGAGUUUUGA